Thlaspi arvense is the source of this 3018-nucleotide messenger RNA. Lineage: Eukaryota; Viridiplantae; Streptophyta; Magnoliopsida; Brassicales; Brassicaceae. The record is from the annotation of a GenBank genome assembly.
AUGUCCGGAUCUGACCAUAAUUUGACUGGGAUUAUCCUGAUAAUCGAUCUAAUAAUGUAUCGUCCUUCAAGCGCGUACAACGCUCCAUUUUACACCACAAACGGUGGUGCUCCAGUCUCGAACAACAUCUCCUCCCUCACCAUCGGAGAAAGAGGUCCGGUUCUUCUUGAGGAUUACCAUCUGAUCGAGAAAGUUGCCAAUUUCACCAGGGAGAGGAUCCCUGAGAGAGUGGUUCACGCCAGAGGAAUCAGUGCCAAGGGCUUCUUUGAGGUCACACAUGACAUUUCAGACCUCACUUGUGCUGAUUUCCUCAGAGCACCUGGUGUUCAAACUCCGGUCAUCGUCCGUUUCUCCACCGUCGUUCACGAGCGUGCCAGCCCUGAAACCAUGAGGGACAUUCGUGGGUUCGCCGUUAAGUUCUACACCAGAGAGGGGAACUUCGAUCUUGUUGGGAACAACACUCCGGUGUUCUUCAUCCGUGACGGGAUUCAAUUCCCGGAUGUCGUCCACGCCCUGAAACCUAACCCGAAAACGAACAUCCAGGAGUACUGGAGGAUACUGGACUACAUGUCCCACUUGCCAGAGAGUUUGCUCACAUGGUGCUGGAUGUUUGACGAUGUUGGUAUUCCGCAAGAUUACAGGCACAUGGAAGGUUUCGGUGUCCACACCUACACUCUCGUUUCCAAAUCCGGGAAAGUUCUCUUCGUCAAGUUCCACUGGAAACCCACUUGUGGGAUCAAGAAUCUGACUGAUGAAGAGGCUAAGGUGGUUGGAGGAGCCAAUCACAGCCACGCAACCAAAGAUCUCCACGACGCCAUUGCGUCCGGUAACUACCCUGAGUGGAAGCUUUUCAUCCAGACGAUGGAUCCUGCGGAUGAGGACAAGUUUGAUUUCGACCCGCUUGAUGUGACCAAGAUCUGGCCUGAGGAUAUCUUGCCUCUGCAGCCUGUUGGCCGCUUGGUUCUGAACAGGACCAUUGACAACUUCUUCAAUGAGACCGAGCAGCUCGCUUUCAACCCUGGUCUUGUGGUUCCUGGCAUCUACUACUCAGACGACAAGCUGCUCCAGUGUAGGAUCUUUGCCUACGGUGACACUCAGAGACAUCGUCUUGGACCGAACUAUCUGCAAUUACCGGUCAAUGCUCCCAAAUGCGCUCACCACAACAAUCACCAUGAAGGUUUUAUGAACUUCAUGCACAGAGAUGAGGAGAUCAAUUACUACCCAUCAAAGUUUGACCCCGUCCGCUGCGCCGAGAAAGUUCCUAUCCCUACCAAAUCCUACACUGGAAUCCGAACAAAGUGCGUCAUCAAGAAGGAGAACAACUUCAAGCAGCCUGGAGAAAGAUACAGAUCCUGGGCACCAGACAGGCAAGACCGGUUUGUUAAGAGAUGGGUUGAGAUUCUGUCGGAGCCGCGUCUCACUCACGAGAUCCGCAGCAUCUGGAUCUCUUACUGGUCUCAGGCUGAUCGAUCUCUGGGACAGAAACUUGCAAGCCGUCUCAACUAUCCAGCCAAAAGCAAAGACGAGAUCAUACUCCAUCAUCAUCCACACUCUCGUCCUUCAAGCGCUCAUGAUUCGAGCUUCUUCACUACAAACUCGGGUGCUCCAGUCUGGAACAACAACUCUUCCUUGACUGUUGGAACCAGAGGUCCGAUUCUUUUGGAGGACUACCAUCUGCUGGAGAAAAUCGCCAACUUCGACAGGGAGCGGAUUCCUGAGAGGGUGGUUCAUGCUAGAGGUGCAAGUGCCAAGGGUUUCUUUGAAGUCACUCAUGACAUUACACAGUUUACUUGCGCCGAUUUUCUCCGAGGACCUGGUGUUCAGACUCCUGUUAUUGUUCGUUUCUCAACUGUCAUCCACGAGCGUGGCAGCCCCGAGACUCUCAGAGAUCCUCGUGGCUUUGCUGUCAAGUUUUACACCAGAGAGGGGAACUUUGAUCUUGUUGGGAACAACUUCCCUGUCUUCUUCGUCCGAGAUGGGAUGAAGUUCCCUGACAUGGUCCAUGCGCUGAAACCGAAUCCCAAAUCCCACAUUCAGGAGAACUGGAGGAUACUGGACUUCUUCUCCCACCACCCGGAGAGUCUGCACAUGUUCUCGUUCCUCUUUGACGAUCUCGGUAUCCCUCAGGACUACAGGCACAUGGAAGGCGCUGGGGUCAACACUUACAUGCUAAUCAACAAAGCUGGAAAAGCUCACUAUGUCAAGUUCCACUGGAAACCGACUUGUGGGGUUAAAUGCCUGUUGGAUGAGGAAGCCAUCACGGUUGGAGGAUCCAACCACAGCCACGCCACUAAGGAUCUCUACGACUCCAUCGCGGCCGGGAACUAUCCAGAGUGGAACCUCUUCGUUCAAGUGAUGGAUCCUGCCCAUGAAGACAAGUUCGAUUUCGACCCGCUUGAUGUGACCAAGAUCUGGCCUGAAGAUCUCUUGCCUCUGCAGCCUGUUGGACGCUUGGUCUUGAACAAGAACAUCGACAACUUCUUCAACGAGAAUGAGCAGAUCGCUUUCUGCCCUGCUCUCGUGGUUCCUGGCAUCCAUUACUCAGACGAUAAACUGCUCCAGACCCGGAUCUUCUCCUACGCCGAUAGUCAGAGGCACCGUCUUGGACCAAACUAUCUGCAGCUACCUGUCAAUGCCCCUAAAUGCGCUCACCACAACAAUCACCAUGAAGGUCUUAUGAACUUUAUGCACAGGGAUGAGGAGGUCAAUUACUUCCCUUCGAGGUUGGAUCCGGUUCGCCAUGCCGAAAAAUACCCUACAACUCCUAUUGUCUGCUCUGGAAAUCGUGAGAAGGUCUGCAUAAUUGGGAAGGAGAACAACUUCAAGCAGCCAGGGGAAAGAUACCGGUCCUGGGAUUCAGACAGGCAAGAGCGGUUCGUGAAGCGUUUUGUUGAAGCGCUUGCCGAGCCUCGUGUGACGCACGAAAUCCGCAGCAUUUGGAUCUCUUACUGGUCUCAGGCAGACAAAUCUCUGGGACAGAAACUAGCGACUCGUCUUAACGUGAGGCCAAACUUUUGA